AUGUCUGAACUCUCCUCUCCGCGCAUCACAGCUCGCUACUUGGACAGCUUCGUUGGCCGGCUUGUCACCAUUGUAGGCAAGGUCACACAGCUUCGUGGUGACCAAGCCACAAUCGAUUCCGAUGGUAUUGUGACUGUAGUGCUCAAUCGGGACGCCCACCUAACCAACGGCAACACUGUUCAACUUAUUGGGAAAGUGAAUCCCGACUUGUCUGUCAAAGUGCUCAGCUCUCUAGAUGUUGGCACAGACAUUGGUAAGCCGUCGAAAAAUUCUUCGUUUACACAAGCCGCAACUGUACUGACAUGA
Metarhizium acridum CQMa 102 is the source of this 306-nucleotide messenger RNA. RefSeq lists its product as uncharacterized. NCBI's taxonomy places the organism in Eukaryota, Fungi, Ascomycota, Sordariomycetes, Hypocreales, Clavicipitaceae. Gene Ontology annotation, molecular function: single-stranded DNA binding; damaged DNA binding. Gene Ontology annotation, cellular component: DNA replication factor A complex; site of double-strand break; nucleus. The record is from RefSeq and is a predicted model, not a curated record. Gene Ontology annotation, biological process: DNA replication; double-strand break repair via homologous recombination; mismatch repair.